UUUUCCGAUGGCAUUUUCAUUUGAUGGAUGACGAUGACGAUGAUCUCAUAUCUUUAAUGAUUUUUCAUUUUUAUAGAAUUUCCUUUUUCUUCCUUUUGAUUUUGAUUUGUGGAUGGUGAUGUGGGGCCUCCCAUGGAUGCAUGAUGCAACGGCUUGUUUAUUUUCUAGUAUGAAGUUCUUUAGUUGCAAGCCGAAAAUUUUAUAAGGGGAAAGAUUUUCAUGUGAAUUUUCAUGUGAAUUUUACAUGUAGUAUACUUUUCCAAAUAAUCAAUUACGGGAUUUUAUCAAGUUUAGGUUCCAUUUAUUUCUAAAAAAAUGUGAUAUUUCUGAAAGUAUUUUUCAGGAAAUCAUUUUUAGUAAAAUGAAAAUAUUUUUGGAUGUUAAAUCGAAACUUGAAAAUUAUACAGAAAAUAUUUUCCGUCAUUUAAUAUGGAAAAUCUGAUUUGAUUUUCCUAAAUAGACAUAUACUAUUCAAGUCUUAGAUAGUGGAAACCCCAAUACAGGUACUAGAGGCUCAAGUCUGGCCACGAUGGACCUUGACCAGGGCAUUGGGGAUUUGAGCUCGGGUAUCAAGAUCUCUCACUCAGCCUUUGUGGACCCUAGCCUGAGUGUUGAAGCGUCAGGCUAGGUCUCGAUGGACCUGGGUGUGAGCAUCUGUGGCCCAAGCUUUGCCUCGAUGGACUUGAGUGAAGGUGUCGAGAUCUAGGUAGGGGCACCAGAUCCAAGUACAAGCACCAGUAUCAUGAGCCUAGCGUCGAUGGACACGGGCCGGUUCUAGAGACCUGGUGGGAUGCUAGGGACCUAGGAACCAGUUGGAGUUUCCAUGUCCAAGCGUUUUUUAAGCAAGGACUUUUUCCAAGACAUAGCUUUGUGCUUUCGCCUAAACAAGCACGCUUAACAUCAGACUCUCAUGUAAUCCAAACCGUCAUAUAAAAAAGAUGGUGAAGGAAGGGGCCAAUUCAGGGACUGCAACAGAUGCCAUCUACGAUGUGUUCUUGAGUUUUCGAGGAUCAGACACUCGCAACGGAUUCACGGAUUUCCUUUAUGUGUGCAUGACCAAGGCAGGAAUCCGCACUUUUAGGGACGAUGAAGAGUUAGAGCCGGGCAAAAAUAUCUCGGAGAUCUUGCAAGAAAUAAAAAAUUCCCAUAUAUACAUUCCUAUUUUAUCUGAACACUACGCCGAGAGUGAAUGGUGUUUGCGAGAGCUGACACUGAUGGUGCAACAGAUGGUGCAGUGCAAUUGCCAAUCCAUGAAGAAAGAGAUAGUGCCCAUCUUUUAUGACGUGGAUCCCUCGGAUGUUCGGCUUGAAACGGAGCUGUACAAAAGUGCCCUAAGGAAGCUUGAGCUUGAGUUGGGCCUUGGCUCCCAUGAAAUCAUGGAGCUUUGGAAGGGUGCUUUGGUCAGUGUGGCACAAAUCAAGGGGUGGCACAUAAAAGAUAAAAGGCAAGGCAAGGCAGCUGAAGAUAUCACUCAAAACAUUUUACAGAAGAUCACAAGAAGAAAAAGAGAUUUACCUGCUAAUCUAGUUGGAAUUGAUGAUUGUAGAAGAAAAAGAGAUUUACCUGCUAAUCUAGUUGGAAUUGAUGAUUGUAGAGAAGACAUAAAAACACGGUUACACUGUUGUGACAUUAGUGAUGUACGAUUUGUCAUAAUCCAUGGGAUCAAUGGCAUUGGAAAGACAACACUUGCCAAAGCAGUCUUCAACGAAAUCUCUCAUCUAUUUGAAGGUUGCUGCUUCCUUUCAGACAUCCGAGAAUCAUCUCUAUUCGGUGGCAUUGUGAAAAUGCAAAGAAAAUUUUUAAAGGAUCUUUUCGAUUACCCACUUCCUGAGACCUCUGACUUUGAGGAAGGGAACAAUGUGAUCAAAAAGAUUUUACCUUGCAAGCAAGUCUUACUUGUUUUCGAUGACCUAGAUGGAAAUGACCAGUUUAUGCAACUACUAAAACUGUGUACUUCAUGUCGCCCUGGCAGUAGGAUCAUCAUUACAACCAGAGAUAAGAGUGCUUUUCCUAAGACCAAUGGGGAAGAAUUGGAGGAAAAUAUCUUGAUCGGUUCUACAAAAAUUUUUCUGUACAAAAUGAGGGAAAUGCAUUUUGAUGAUGCUCUUCUACUUUUCAACAAGCUUGUUUUCGACACAAAUGUGGCUCCAUGUGAUGAUCUCUCAAGGGAUGCUGUUGCACUUGCUGGAGGACUUCCAUUGGCUGUAGAGGAAAUAAGUUCACUUCUUUGUACCAAAAGGGAAGAAAUGAGGAAAACCACACUCAAGAAGUUGAAGGAAGUGCCUCCCGAAAAAGUCCACCAGAGUUUAAAGAUUAGUUAUGACGCUCUUGGAUAUGAGGGGCGACAAAUUUUUCUUGACAUUGCAUGUUUCUUUGUUAACAAGAAAAUAACUAAUGCAAUGUAUAUGUGGGAUACUUGUGACCUUUAUCCGGCGUACGAAAUUGACAUCCUUAUAAAUAAGUCCUUGAUCACAGAUGUUGGUCAUGAUAGAGUCAGUAUGCAAGAUCCGCUAAGAGAUUGUGGGAGGGAAAUUGUUCGUCAAGAGCAUGUUGAAAAUUACGGAGAUCGAAGCAGAUUGUGGUCUCCUGAAAAGGCCUUGGAUAUGGUACUAGCUAAAAAGGGAACAAAUAAUGUGAAAGCACUCAAACUACAGAGAUCGAGACACAAUUUUACUCGCGAGCAUUUUGCGAAUCUCGUGAAUGUGAGGUUUCUUGAAUUGGAUGGAGGGAACUUUGUUGGCAACUUCGAGGAUAUUUUUCCAGAGCUAAGAUGGCUUUGUUGGCGAAAUUGUCCCCCAAAACUUCAAGCAAACAACUUUAUUCUGGAUUGCCUAGUUGUUCUCAAGCUUUCAGGCGAUUUCACUGCAGAAUAUUGGAGCGGAUGGGUCAAAAUCAUGGUGGCAAGUAAUCUGAAAGUUUUGAAGCUUGCAGGAUCUAAAUCCUUAAUCAAAACACCUCGCCUCCCUAAACUUGUGAGUUUGGAGAGAUUGGUUCUGAAAGAUUUCCUAAGCUUGGCUGAAAUUGAUUGCUCGAUUAAUCAGCUAGAGGGGCUAACUCACUUGAAAAUCAAGUGGUGUCCAAGUCUGAAAGAGUUACCCCAGGAAAUUGGUUCCCUAACUAAGCUGAGAGAGCUCAUCUUAAUCCAUGGUUUUAGUGUUCAUUAUUUGCCAUACUCAAUCAGUAAUUUAAGACUUUUGUCAAGGCUAGUAAUGGAGGAUACAGGAGUAGUCGAACUCCCAGACACAAUCAAAGGGCUAGUAAAUCUUCAGUACUUGUGUUUGGCGUAUUGUUCGAGUCUAAAUUCGCUGUCGGAUGCUGUUGGAGAGUUAAAGUCAUUGACUGAGUUGGAUCUAUCUGGGACAAGUAUCGAGGAAUUACCUCGGUCACUUUGCAACCUCAAAGAUCUGAAAUUACGGAUAAAGAAGAGUUUGAUAAAAGCGCGGCGGAUGGGGGAUUUGCUUCGCUUGGAAGAUAUUGAGGAUUGCUGGUCCUCUGAAAGAAGACUAGAAUCAGAUGGCAUACUGAGCGUAGAUCUUCCGGUACUUCCAGAACUUCCAAAUUAUACAGUUGUUUAGGAGUUGAGAAACUCCUCGCGUGGAAGCUAUCUAUUCUUCGAAGGUACCUACAUGCGCUCGUUCCAUUUGUGCCGCUGGGAUCGGAGGAGGUCAUCACAAGGUCUUUGGAUACAGAUUUCAAUAACUUGCCUGAUUGUGAGGGGACAUCCCUUUUAAUUCUGAAAGUUGCUCUCCAUAUGUAUCAUGGAGACCCCACCCCCUCUUAUGUAUCCCCGUUGAUGCUUUUUUUUUAUUUUUGUUAACGUGCAAGUUAGCACCUUUAUAUAUUGCACAACCAUUGUAAUAUUUGGGUGGACUAGUCCUGAUUAGACGCCUAACGAGUCAUCAUAAAA
Eucalyptus grandis is the source of this 3907-nucleotide messenger RNA. Its product is annotated as disease resistance protein RPV1-like. The coding region runs from base 939 to 3575 and encodes 878 amino acids. Gene Ontology annotation, molecular function: ADP binding. NCBI's taxonomy places the organism in Eukaryota, Viridiplantae, Streptophyta, Magnoliopsida, Myrtales, Myrtaceae. Gene Ontology annotation, biological process: signal transduction; defense response. The record is from RefSeq and is a predicted model, not a curated record. The transcript has 6 exons.